Molecule: messenger RNA, 1059 nt
Organism: Aspergillus luchuensis
Lineage: Eukaryota; Fungi; Ascomycota; Eurotiomycetes; Eurotiales; Aspergillaceae
Product: putative C2H2 finger domain protein (Ezf)
Exons: 3
Coding region: 1-1059 (352 amino acids)
Biological process (GO): regulation of transcription by RNA polymerase II
Cellular component (GO): nucleus
Molecular function (GO): RNA polymerase II cis-regulatory region sequence-specific DNA binding; DNA-binding transcription factor activity, RNA polymerase II-specific
Source: RefSeq, a predicted model, not a curated record
AUGGAUUGUACACCUACCUCGUUCCCAUCCUCUCCCUUGGCUCACUCGGCGCGGGAUGACCAAAGGUUACUCAAAGCUUCUCCGGCCUACCCAUCCCCAACGGCUAUUCCCCUCGAUAGAUACGAUUUUCAGUCGUUGUCCGGGUUAGGAAUCUCCAAUUGUGGGACAGGAUCCCCUUCAAGCCAGAUCAGACUCUACCCGUGUCCCGAACAAUAUGCACUUUCGACGAGCAACUGGUCCGACCCAAUGACGCAUUCCCCGAAUAUCCUCGAAACCCCUCCAGACGCCGGUCAGUUUCCGCCUAGGACUCAUUACGAAGCAUUCGGUAGCCAUGCAGACAUCUCAGUAUCACCAAGUUACAGCCCGGUCAUUGAUUUCGGCGCGAUGCAUGAUGAAAUACCUCGCUUCUGGCCUAACACUCCUACCUCCGAAACCAUGGCAGCGUCAGAAGGCUGGUCCAACGUUCAAGACCCGAUAGAGGACGUCUGGGAAUCGUCUUUCCUGGACGAAUCAUCCAAUACGAUGGUCUCUAGGAUGCCAGAGAUACCUCGACUUCAGAUCAACACCGCAUAUCUGCAUCCUCAACGCCCGGAUAACACCCUAACUGAGAUGGAUCCGCACAAAAGUGUUGCGCCAGAUCUGGUCCCCGAUGAGGCAAUUUCGAAGUGGAUCGAGAAUGUUAGCGAAUCGCCCAAGGGAGAACAGUCGAGGAUACCGUCGGCGAGCGGCUUAGAGUGUCCUACGUGUGGUGUCCGCUUCACACGACGCUCUAACUGUAAAGAGCAUAUGAAAAGCCACGACCCUAGCUACGUAAGGCCACAUCCAUGCGAGACUUGCGGGCGGGAAUUUAGGCGGAGGACUGACCUGAAGAGACACGUAGAUAGCAUCCAUCGGGGAAUACGCAAAUUUGGCUGCGAGAAGUGUGGUCGGCGCUACAGUCGACAGGACACAUUGUCAAGACAUCAGUCCGACGGCUGCGAUGGAAGAAUCCGGAAGACACGAGCCUCCCGAAACGACACAGAUGCGCCAUGCCCCACUCAUGACUACUACGCACACUAA